Pararge aegeria (speckled wood butterfly) is the source of this 3205-nucleotide messenger RNA. It is a transcript of the gene Sce, whose product is annotated as E3 ubiquitin-protein ligase RING1. The record is from RefSeq and is a predicted model, not a curated record. The transcript has 4 exons. Gene Ontology annotation, molecular function: chromatin binding; ubiquitin protein ligase activity. NCBI's taxonomy places the organism in Eukaryota, Metazoa, Arthropoda, Insecta, Lepidoptera, Nymphalidae. The coding region runs from base 98 to 1249 and encodes 383 amino acids. Gene Ontology annotation, cellular component: ubiquitin ligase complex; PcG protein complex.
GUCAGUCUGUGCAAAAUAUGGCGGAAGCGGUGGAAAUUGUCAACCACCGAAUGUUUAUUAUUUUUUAAAAACACAUAGGUACUAAAUUAUAACGAAAAUGUCUUCAACGGAGCCCUCGCAGAAUAAAACAUGGGAGCUAUCCCUUUACGAGCUCCACCGUACCCCACAAGAGGUGAUUACGGAUGCCACCGAAAUAGCUGUAUCCCCACGUAGCUUGCACAGUGAACUGAUGUGUCCAAUUUGUUUGGAUAUGCUAAAGAAGACUAUGACAACAAAGGAGUGCUUGCACAGAUUCUGCUCGGAUUGCAUAAUAACAGCUCUGCGAUCUGGCAAUAAAGAAUGCCCGACGUGUCGCAAGAAACUCGUUUCAAAGAGAUCCUUGCGUCCCGAUCCUAACUUCGAUCUGCUUAUAUCUAAGAUUUACCCCAGCCGGGAUGAAUACGAGGCCCACCAGGAGCGGGUGCUUGCGAAGAUAAAUAUGUCUCACUCUCAAGCGUCUUUAGUGAAUUCCAUUACGGAAGGCAUAAAGCUACAAUCGCAAAAUAGACCUCAAAGGGCUCGAAAAAAUAUUGAGGAGAAUAGUAACCCACCCACUACGAACGGUAACCCGGAACCUGUGGUGCAGAAUGGUAGUAAUGGUAGUACAUCAGUUCCAAAGGAUCCUCCAUCAUCUGCAAGUAACCCAGCGCCGCCCGCUCAGUUAACCUCUAACCCUGCUUCAGUUAGGAGUACACCAUCCCCUGUCCCAUCAAAUAUUAGUUCCAUCUCUAAAAACACAAGCACUACUAAAAGAGCAAAGUCUAUUAUGACUUCAGAACAUAGUGAGGAGAGUGAAUCUAGUGAAGGCAGAACUGAAGGUGAGAACUCAAUGGACACGGAAGGCGAGGGGGAGCCACUAAACCCCAAUGAGAUAGAACUAGUGUUCAAACCACAUCCGACAGAAAUGACAGGAGAUAACCAGCUAAUGAGAGCUCUGAGAGACAGCUCUGUUCGAUACUUAAAAACCACUGCUAAUGCUUCAGUCGACCACCUCAGCAAGUACCUAGCAAUGCGUCUCACGCUAGACCUAGACGCGGAAUUACCUGAAGCUUACCGUUUACUCAACUUCUGCAUUUACGUGGCGCCGACUCCAGGACAGUUCGUACCGCUAGCUGGUUCACAAACCUUGAGGCAGAUAAACGAUAAGUUCUGGAAGGUAACUUAUGUGAACAAACCGCUGGAGAUGUACUACUCUUGGAAGAAAACCUAGUAGUUAAACAUUUUGCGUUACCGUUUUCACAUUAGCCGGUAACGAUACCGACAUAUAGACCAUAUGUCGGUAUCGUAGAUAGACCAAACGUCCACUUCACAGCACAAGAACACACUACUUCGACGGUGUAUCGUGACGAUAUCUUGCGCCAACAAUGGAUUUGAUCCCGGAGGCCAAAACUGGUUUGAUCUGGUCUAGAGGGCGGCCUCGGCCGUGACUUCGUUACCAACCUACAGACAGACGUGUCGCCAAGUUAUUUUGCUUUCCGGUUCGACGCCACUUAGAAACCGAUUAAGCGUUUUGGUUCAAUAUUACCGCUAUACUUCGCAUAGAAAUCCUGGUGGUGGAGAUUGCUUUCGACGCGACGUUUGUCUUUAGACACGAUUUCUAUCACAGGCAACCGACAAUGCAGUCGAUCUGAAACAGUGUUACCUACCACCGAUAGAGCCAAAAUAACGGCGCUCGGUUUAUCGUAUGGCAGGCAUAGACACGAGCGUGCAGUUCAUAAAUGCACAAAAGCACUGCCUAACCUAACGUUUAUAUAUAACUCGUUGAAGAGGAUUUUCGAUUUUUAAACCAUCUCUCUGCUCUAUGCCUAGGUUUAAACCUUGUGCUUGUUAAUGACUGCAGAUGACCAUGCAAAUAGAUGGAUCGCUGAUUCAGCCAAAUAUCGGUUGCAGUGGACACAUUUAUCGGACGGACGAGUUUAUCUGUCAGUCGAUUUCGGAUCGGAUCCGUAUCGGCUAAUGUGAAAAUGCCCACACUCAUAUUAAAAUGGUACGAAUGCUGUAAUUGUUAAUUUUAAGGAAAUUAUACUUUAAUAUUAUAAAAUGUAAAAAUGAGCAGUGCAUUCUUUUUUCAUUAUGUGAUAAUUAAUAAUGUAUAAAUGUUUUUUUUUUAAUUAUUAAUUCUUAAUAAGGAUAAUAAUGAUUUUAAAAUGUAUUUAUGAAAUAAUUUUUAUGUUGCAACCGUAAACCCAUCUGUUGGAAUAUGUAAAUUUAAUUAAUCCAACGAUUUUAAUAUAAUUAUUGAAACAUUAUUAAACAAAGAACGGUAUUUUAAACAAAUGUGUUGUCCUCAAUAGUCUACAAAAUAUUUUGUAGCAUAAUUUAGCUGCGCUUUAUAAAUUUUGCCAGAAAUGUAAUUUAGAUCGAUUUUAUUCAGUUGUUUAGACAUUGGCCAAAUAAUAGCCGAUAUAUCGGUUUAUGAAUACAUAUAUAUACAUAAACAUAAAAAGUUUAAUACGCCAAACACCGGCUUUAAUUACGUCUAACCAAAUACAAAUAACUAGCUGUGCAUAAAACCUAAAAAAAACAUUUGAAAUAGAAUCUGUAAUAUUUUAAACAAUGAAUGGAACCUAUUUUGUUUCUUAAUUAAUAAUUCUUAAAGGGAUAAAAUUUGUAAAUUUGAAUGAAUCUAACAAUUUUGUAAUAAUAAUUGAUAAAUUGAAAUGUUUCUAUACAGAAAACGGUUUUUUGAAAAAUAUGAUGCCCUCAAUCUACAAUUCUACUAAUAUAUUGCAGUAGCGGUUUAGCCAUUGGCAAUAAUAGUUGAUAAAAUAUAUAUCAAUAGUUAAAUACGCCACAUAACGGCUUUUUAUUGCGUCUGACCGAAGAAUAGCCCACCAAGCUGCAUCAGAGCAGCGUGGUGAGUAUGCUUUAAACCCGUCUCUACUAUGAGAGACGAAGGCUGUUCCCAGCAGUGGGAUAUGAAUAGGCUGCGGAUGAUGAUGAUAAUGAACCGAACAAUAACUUAAAUUUGUAAUGUUUUAAACAAUGAAUAAAACCUAUUUUACAUUGUUAUAUAAUUUUAACAUUGAAUUUUUUAUGAUCUAUUUCAUCGCUGACCAUUAUAUUAUUUUCGCCAACCGGUUGUAUUCAAUUGAAUAUGUAUUUUAUAUUAAGGAGAGUGUACAAGAAUUGUGCAAUUAUUAUUAAAGUACUUUUAACCUAAAUA